Molecule: messenger RNA, 994 nt
Organism: Mizuhopecten yessoensis (Yesso scallop)
Lineage: Eukaryota; Metazoa; Mollusca; Bivalvia; Pectinida; Pectinidae
Product: delta-like protein C
Exons: 7
Coding region: 161-874 (237 amino acids)
Biological process (GO): cell communication
Cellular component (GO): membrane
Source: RefSeq, a predicted model, not a curated record
CACUUUGUAUAACCCAAUUCGACGUCACACAUGGCAGAUCGUUCCUUUAUCAGAAACAGUUUUACAUUUGUAGCUCUGAGCACUGCCCUUGGAAUCGUUGACAUACGCUAACUAUAAAUGUGUUCCUGUGUUCGUCUUAUCUAACGUAAGAGCUGUUGAGAUGGGUUGGUGCUUUAUCUUUCACUUAAUAUACGGAAUCAGCAAGGUUAUAGAUGUUAGUGGAGGGGGAACGGGGCUGGUUCGCCUCCUUGAUUAUUCUAGCACCACAGUCCAGGACACAACAGGUGCUACUGUCGACGUUUGUGUCGGACCAACAGUGCAGAAAGUGGAUUCACAAUGUUUGUGUGGCAGAACAACUGUAAAAUUGGAUCAACAAUCCGACUUCAUUUUCUUCCGUUUCAAAUCCGCGACGAACGGGUUGGUGGUGAGUGUAGGAGAGUUGGACUAUGACAGGGACACUUCUGGCGACAAUGAGGAAUUAUCCGAUCUCACCUUUUCGAUGGGACCUCCUGACUCCAAAAGUAGUGUACGCACCGAAACAGCGAGUAGAGAAAGAACUAACAUCAGCAUAGCGUACAUACUCGCUUGUGACGAGUAUUACUACGGCGACUGUUCAACGUACUGCCGACCCAAAUACCCAAUGUAUGGCUGUGACAGAGGAGGGCAGAGGACAUGUCUGACAGGUUGGAAAGGUGGCCGUUGUGACGUCAGAGAUGAUACCUGUGGGACCAAUCCCUGUCGCCAUGGUGGAACGUGUACCAACAUCCCACACAACCACCACUUCUGUAUGUGUACAGCAGAGUGGACAGGACAUAACUGUGAGACACCAGUACACGGCGCCUGGACACCCGACGUCAUCAUGAUAGCGCCUUAACCCCUGGACGUCAGCAUGAUAGCGCCUUGACCCCUGGACGAUCGAACGUGGUGUGCCUCUACAACUACUUUUUGUAUGUUGACAAAACAAUAAUUGUAAAAGUUAAAACAAAUGACGUGA